This is a messenger RNA of Phanerochaete carnosa HHB-10118-sp, 930 nucleotides long. RefSeq lists its product as uncharacterized. The record is from RefSeq and is a predicted model, not a curated record. Lineage: Eukaryota; Fungi; Basidiomycota; Agaricomycetes; Polyporales; Phanerochaetaceae. The transcript is spliced from 5 exons. Bases 37 to 885 code for a protein of 282 amino acids.
CACAAGCACGCUGUCGAAAUACUCGGGAUAGAAACCAUGGUCAUGAGAUUCCGUGAGUGGCUCAGGGACGAAGACAUAGUCGAUGAACAUCUCUUAUCUGACCUCAAGGCGAUUGAGGCGUUCGGAAUGAAUCGCGACGCUGUCGGCUGCGCCUUUUGCGACGGCAAAGUAUACCGGUCCAUUGCCCUGGCCCUGAACCGUCAAUACAGACUCACUCGUGGCACAGACAAAGGCUUGAUGGAUUGCCUUGUUUUCGAGAGGGGUCUUGGAACGAUCGCCCGCAUGGGACUGUGUGUCCAACACUCCAUAUGUCGUCUGACCGAAACUCUUCAGGGUGGAAUGCUGGUGCUUGCGCUUAUGGCUGUAGGGAUCGAAAUCCGCUUACGGUCAGAGUGGGACGUGGAGGAGCAAUUCCAGGUAGACCCGCUAUUGGACGACGCCGGGUACUUUCUGUAUAUCAAGGAUCUCCUCCACCCUGUCGAAUGCAAGGAGCCCCACUGCUACCGCGAAAAGACCGACGAGUUCAUGGGCAUCUUCAAGCCCAGGCUCGAGGCAAUGUGGAUACCGUUCAAGACGACCAUCCUCAUAAUGGCUGACCGCUUCUGUGCGCCCGACGUCAUCCGCCGCAUGAUCAAUCUCUGGGAUCGACUGUGUAACCUCAUGCAUACUACGGAGGACAGCGUGCGCCUGAAGCGGAUGAAAGAAGGUCUCUGCUUGAACUGGAUGUGCGAGAAAUAUGAUUAUAAGAAUCCUUACUCCGGGGCAAGGAAGACGAAGGGGUGCUCGAGGUGCAAGCUGGCUAAGUACUGCUCGGUAGAGUGCCAGAAGCAAGAUUGGGCGACUCACAGGGAAGAGUGCAAUCCUUUGUCCUUGCUUGCGGAGUAGCGCCUGGAUUAGAGCAAAGUGUAUCAUUGAAUUGACUACUGGUCU